Messenger RNA from Puntigrus tetrazona (Sumatra barb), 3880 nucleotides. It is a transcript of the gene tmem63a, whose product is annotated as transmembrane protein 63A. The transcript is spliced from 23 exons. The record is from RefSeq and is a predicted model, not a curated record. Gene Ontology annotation, molecular function: calcium-activated cation channel activity. Bases 140 to 2581 code for a protein of 813 amino acids. Lineage: Eukaryota; Metazoa; Chordata; Actinopteri; Cypriniformes; Cyprinidae. Gene Ontology annotation, cellular component: plasma membrane.
CGGAUGUGAGUCAGUGCAAAGUUUAGUUUACUCUCAGCUGACAGCUCGACCGGCUCUGCACGAUCCAAAGGAGAGAGAGAAAAAAAUCCACCGAGCUAUGGUUUUGUUUUGUUUUUAAGCCUCGAGAAAGCGCCGCUGCAUGCCUCGGUUCAUAACGGAAGUUGAACCGGACGGGAUGGCCUCCUCGUGGUGGGAGCACUUUUCUGUGUCGGUGAGUAACAGAACUGUAGAUAGGGACAACACGAGCUGUUUCAGUGCUACUCAGAGCACCGUCCUCAAGGGGGUGAACUUUGGAGGAGUGCCCAUCGUUCUGCUCAUCGACUUCUCACUCUUCGUGAUACUGCUAAUGGUCUUCACUCUGAUCAGAAGGAGACUGUGGGAUCAUGGGAGACUCGCUCUUGUCGCAGAGACUGAAAGGUUCAGACAUGCUACUAAACGGCGUUACAGUAGAAUGACAUCAUCCAUGUCCGGCGAAGAGCCCGAAUAUGAAAAGGGUUGCUGCUCCUGGAUCAACUUCAUCGUCAAUAUGGAUGAGACUUCAGUCCAGGAGAAAUGUGGGGUGGAUGCAGUACAUUAUCUGUCGUUUCAGAAACACCUGGUCAUCCUGCUCUUGAUCAUCUCUGUGCUUUCUGUCACCAUCAUCCUACCAGUCAAUCUAUCUGGCAACCUGCUGGGCAAUGAUCCCUACAGUUUUGGGAGAACUACCAUAGGGAAUCUUAAGCAGGGUGAUAUGCUGCUUUGGCUGCACACAGUAUUUGCAGUUCUGUAUCUCAUGAUUACCGUGGCCCUGCUGAGACGGCAUACCUCUAAAAUGAAGGGAACCAAGAGAGAGAUAGCUAGAAAUACCCUGUUUGUGAGGCCUGUACCCACUGCAGCCAGUAAAGAGUGUAUAAAAACUCACUUCAUGGAGGCGUACCCUACCUGUCAAGUGACUGAUGUUAACUUGUGUUAUGAUGUUGCCAAACUGAUUGCCCUCAACAGAAACAGAAAACAUGCCGAAAAAAACCUGCAACAUUACAAUAAGAUACUGCAGCGGCAGGGACACCGUGAGGUCAUCAACCCGCGCUCGUGCAGCCACCUGUGCUGCUGCCACUGUAAGGGCUGUGAAGAGGUUGAUGCUAUAGAGUUCUACAGCUCACAGGAAGCUGCUUUGCGUGAGGAAGAAGACAAACUGAAGGAGAGGGAAGAACUGCGUCCUCUGGGAAUGGCAUUUGUCUCUCUGCAAAAUGAGUAUAUGGCCACUUAUAUUCUGAAAGAUUUCAAUGCACUGCAAUGUGGAGGCGGGGUUAGGGGUGUGGCCGGAGAAGAAAUGGGCCGGGUAAUCAGGUGUGGGUGUGGCCGGGAGCCUCAACCUUCCUCUAAGAGCGCAGAACUGAGGGUGAACAAAUGGAAAGUGAAUUACGCUCCUCACCCGUAUAAUAUCUACUGGGAGAAUUUGUCAAUACGCGGGUGGCGAUGGUGGCUACGCUUUGUGGUGCUUAAUGUAGCACUCUUUGUCCUUCUCUUCUUCCUCACAACGCCCUCCAUCAUCAUCACCACCAUGGACAAGUUUAAUGUCACCAAGCCCAUUCACUAUCUGAACAGCGCCGUUAUCAGCCAGUUCUUCCCCACUAUUCUGCUGUGGACCUUCUCGGCCCUGUUGCCCACCAUAGUCUAUUACUCUACACUCGGAGAGGCCCACUGGACCAGGUCCAGCGAAAAUAUGAGCAUGAUGUACAAGCUCUACAUCUUCCUGAUCUUCAUGGUUUUGAUUUUGCCCUCACUGGGCCUCACCAGUCUAGCCGUGUUUUUCCGCUGGGUGUUUGAUAAGCAGUCUGACGGGAAGCUGAAGUUCGAGUGUGUGUUUUUACCUGAUCAGGGGGCGUUCUUUGUAAAUUACGUGAUUGCGGCGGCUCUGGUGGGCUCGGGCAUGGAGCUGCUGCGGUUGCCAGGGUUGCUGCUCUACAUCGUGCGUCUGGCACUCGCGCAUUCAGCUGCUGAGAGGAAAUAUGUUAAACAGAAUCAGGCGUAUGAGUUCGAGUACGGAGCGAUGUACGGAUGGACUCUGUGUGUGUUCACGGUCAUCAUGGCGUACAGCAUCACCUGCCCUGUCAUCGUUCCCUUCGGAUUGCUGUACCUGCUGCUGAAACACCUGGUGGACAAGCACAACCUGUAUUUUGCUUACCUGCCCGCCCGCCUUGAUCGGCAGGUUCACCUGGGAGCUGUCAAUCAAGCUCUGGCUGCACCAAUCAUAUGCCUGAUUUGGCUUUAUUUCUUCUCUGUGCUCAGAACAGGCUUCAGCGCGGCUACGUCAAUGUUCACUUUAGUGGUUCUGUGUGUGACCAUCUUUAUCUGUUUAAGUUACACCUGCUUCGGACAUUUCAAAUACCUCAGUCCGCACAACUACAAUGUUAAGGAGGAGGAAGAAGACGCAGAUAGAGGUUCACAGAGCUCAUCUGCAUCGGUUUAUCUUCCCAAAGUUUUGAACCCAGAUGCAUCAUCUGAAUCUGAUGAGUGCAGCGUUCACCAUUCAUACGGCACCACAGACACGAGUCCGCCCUUCCUCAGCACUGAGGAAGACUGUCCAGACUCGGAUAUCUAACAACAAUAAUCAGUUACCAUAUCAAGCGAUCACAACUGCUUCUUACUGCGUUGGAGGUCAGUGUGGAAAUGGAGGGGAUUUACUUUUAAAAACAGGAUCUUUUCGGAGAUCAACCUAAAGUAGCUUUUUGGAAUCAGUUCUACUCGCCGAAGACUUUAAAAGCUUUUCUAAAUUGCCAUUUAAUCGCUGUCCAAACAUUUCUACAAAAUCAGCUUUACCAAUGAGCGCUUGCCAAGGAAUACGAAUACAGCACGAGUGCAUCGAAACACUUGAACUGACACGUUCGUGCCUUGUUGGAAACAACACACUUUUUGUAACCGCAAUCGUAUGUGUGUGAGAGUGAGAAAGUGAGCUUCUGUAUUGUUUCUCAUUUUCUUUUUUAAAGCAAGGUUUUAUACAAAUGCUAAUAUAUCGAUGCUGACAGAUAGCUCAGUGUUUGCAUGUGAGAAUGACUCGUCACUAGGUGGCACUGUUGCUUUCUGCUCGAUCUGGUUCUUCUUAGAGCAGUUCAGACUGAAGCAGAGAGAUGUUUCGCUUUCAAUACAAGCUAAACUAAAUGUUUUGUCAUGAUGUCAAUUGUUAGAGAAAACAAUUUUUAUGAAAAGUACGCAAAGAUUGUAUUUACAAUAAGGCAUUUUUUUUGAUUAGCAUGAUAAAAUAACUUGCUUAUCAUGUCUGCUCAACUUCUAUAUCCUGAUCACAGCACCAAGAAAAGAGUGUUUACGUGGAGCAAUUCUAAUAACACUAUUAACUAGAAACUACUUUGUUGAAACAAACUUCGCAGAGCAGAUAAGAAGCAAGGAUUUACUAAAGAAUUCAUGUAAGAGCUUUAACAAACGCAAGAAUCUUAUUGAUUCCUUUAGCUGUAAUGCAGGGGGAAGAUACUGCAGAUAACGCCUGCGUUUGUUUUUGUUCUGUAUGUUCAUUAUAUGAGUGGAGCAGAAACUGAAUUUAAAGGGCUCAACCUCCGAGCGUUGAGUCUCAUAUUCUUAAGCCUCAGAGUUUCCUGGAAAUGGAUGAAUGAACGUCCUCCAAACACACACACAUUUGACACAUUUCUCCUGACUGCGGUCUUCAGCUCAUUAGGCGGGAUAGAGCCAAAUCGUCUUACUGUAACACCAUAAGAAGGCCACAAACUUGAGUGACCGGCUCUAAACACCAGGAUCAGCGUUCAAAACGGCAUAAGAACAGAAACUGAUCCAAUGAGAGAGAGAGAGUGAGAGCGUGUCAAGCUUUAUUCACAUUAUGAAAUGUUAUAUAUAUAACAGGUACCAUGGGGAAUAAAAAAACAUGGUAAUA